This is a messenger RNA of Enterobius vermicularis (human pinworm), 762 nucleotides long. NCBI's taxonomy places the organism in Eukaryota, Metazoa, Nematoda, Chromadorea, Rhabditida, Oxyuridae. The record is from the annotation of a GenBank genome assembly.
AUGUGUAUUUCAAAUUUAGGAUCUCGAGUAAUACCGUAUAGUGAUAUUAAAUUUGAUGAAGAAAUUGGUAUUGGUGCGAAAGGGACUGUUUACAAAGGGAGCUAUGCCGGUGAAGAUGUUGUUGUAAAGCGCUCCCGUAUAAAAGAAAGAAUAGAUAACUCACAUUUACUCCACCUGAACCACCAAAACCUGAUAAAGUUUCUGUUAGUGCUAAAAAGUCGUUCACUUUUUUACAAAAACUGUCGGGUUGAUUGCAGAACUAGUACAACAGACCGAGAGUUCUUCGUUCUCAUGGAGUACUGCGCUGGUGGUUCGCUGAAGGAAAAAAUACACAACAAUAAGGAAGAUAUAAUACAGAAGUGUGAAAUCGCUAAGUGGUUACGACAAAUCUGUGAGGGAAUGGCCUACUUGCACUCAAAUCAUGUGAUCCAUCGAGAUCUGAAGCCUGCCAAGUGCUUUCUAAUUUCUUUUUUGCUGCUAUUUGGUUGCCUAAUGUCAAAAAAUGAAGCAUUCUUUUUCAGCAUUCUUUUCAAGAACGACUCAGAACUGAAAAUCUGCGGUUUUAGCUGCAGCCGCGGGUGGGAAGAAUCCAGGAGUGGAUCUAUGUCCUUUUGUGGCAGUUUCUGUUACAUGGCUCCUGAAAUGAUGAUGGGUAAUGGCUCUCAAAAGGUGAUUUUAAAAAACUACUACUUUUGCUUGAAUAGGUCUUAUCUGUACCUUAGAGAAGCGCAAAACUCUACCGCCAUAACAUUUAAAUUUUGA